This is a messenger RNA of Schistosoma curassoni, 2058 nucleotides long. Lineage: Eukaryota; Metazoa; Platyhelminthes; Trematoda; Strigeidida; Schistosomatidae. The record is from the annotation of a GenBank genome assembly.
GAAGAUCGUAAACUAUUCAUUGGUAUGUUAGGAAAGCAUCAAACCGAGAAAGAUAUUCAAAAUUUAUUUUCACCUUAUGGGCUCAUUGAAGAAUGUACAAUUUUACGUGAUCAAAAUGGUUUGAGUAAAGGUUGUGCUUUUGUAAAAUACUCCUCGAGUACAGAAGCGGCAAACGCUAUCGAUCAUAUGCAUAAUAGUCAAACAAUGCAAGGUGCUUCUUCUCCGUUGGUUGUAAAAUUUGCCGAUACAGAGAAAGAACGUCAAGUUCGCAGACAGCAUCAGCAGAGCACGACAAACGGUUCUUGUUCUCCGGCGUCAGGGCAUUCUACCAGUACAGGGAUGACUAAUGGUCACUUAGAUGGGUCUCAUACAUCAAUGCAACAAUAUAAUCAACAACAAUCUCUUCGAACUCCAAUUACGAAUAUCACAGAGGCGUCUAAUAUGGCGGUAGCAGCGGCCGCUGCAGCAGCCGCGGCUAAUGCAUUUCAACAAUCACUUGUUGCGUCUAAUGUUACACCAGGGUAUUUACAAUUCCCGCCCGGUUUAUUUCCUACCGCUUCAUCAAAUGCUAGCCCUGUUCCUAAUGGUUUCCAAAGUUCAGUUACUCAAUUUACUCAACAGCAACAACAACAACAGAGUCAAGUAGCUCAGCAAGGAUCAGCUUCGGCUUAUUUUAACCCUAUGGCAGCUUUCAUGGCGGCUGCAGCUGCAAUGCAAUAUGCCAAUCCACAAUUAUCAACUGGUAUAGCAGAAAGUCCAUCAAGUCGUUCAACAUCUAUUCCAUUACAAUUGAACACGAUUGUUAGUCAUCCUACAAUCGGUGUUGCUCAUCAGCAUAAUCCACUUACAGGAACUAAUCAUUCAGUACCGAAUGCUUCAGCGUUAGCAUCAUUGGCUGCCGGUUGUCCAGCCACUACUUUACAAAAUAAUACACUUCCUCAAUCUUCAUUGUUCCCUUUGACAGAUGUCGCUCUAUUAUCUCCAGCCGCUUUAGCUGCUCUUACUCAAGUUGGCGCGGGUGCAGUUAAUGGAGGUUUAUUAACUGAAGCUGGAGUUUCCGGUAAUAACGAAUUUAACAAUGCGUUUGGUACUGGUUUAUUAGUUUCUGCUUCACCAUCCACAAUAUCACCGCCGAGUUUCGCCAGCAUAGGUAAUGGUACUACUCAAGGUCAACAACCAGUUUCUAUCUCUUCAUCAACUGGUAGUGUUUUACCAAAUGUUUCUCUUGGUGCAACUGCUAAUAUCUUGGUCUCAUCUCCAGGAAUGGUUACUCCGGUUGCUUCUACACCUCCUACCGUUAGUCCGGCUAUUUUACCGUCACCAAUAACAAAUGAGCCUGUAGGUUUGUAUGCAGCAGCUGUCGCUUUACAGAAUUCAACUGCAGUAGGUCAUACAAAUGCGAACGGAUUACAAUUUCCUCAAUUACAUCCAUCGUUUGCAGCAGCUGCCGCCGCCGCUGCCCAGUCAAUGACACCAUCUCCAGUGAACACUGCACUGAAUUCGUAUUUCACGGAAAAUGCAGCUUUACAAGCCGCGGCGUUAGCUGCCGCUGCAGCCGCGUCUGGUCAGUCGUUUACUAAUGAUCCUAUCGUUCAUCAACUAUAUGCUGGCCUUCAAGCCUACGGGUUAGCUUAUCCUACUGGAGGUGCCGCAUAUACCACUUUUCCUAAUCUACAUCAUCAAGCUUUAUCAAUGCCUGUUCAACAGAAAGAGGGUACCAGGGAACUGAUAUUAACAGGUCCUGAAGGAUGUAAUCUAUUCAUUUAUCACUUACCACAAGAAUUCGGUGAUAAUGCAUUAGCGCAAAUGUUUAUGCCAUUUGGUACAGUGAUCAGCGCUAAAGUUUAUGUUGAUCGAGCUACUAAUCAAAACUAUUCUGUUUUUGCUUUAAACAUGUUUUUAUUGUUUAGUACAUUGAAUUUAAGAGAUUUUGUAAAGAUUCCCCCUCUAAACUUUCUUCACAAUUCAUUAACUGCUAUUCCAUCUUGUUUUUCGGCUUUUUUUUUUAUUUUACCAUUCAUAAAUCACUGUGUAAUUAUUUAUUAUAGUGAUUAUUGA